Molecule: messenger RNA, 2476 nt
Organism: Cavia porcellus (domestic guinea pig)
Lineage: Eukaryota; Metazoa; Chordata; Mammalia; Rodentia; Caviidae
Gene: Carhsp1
Product: calcium regulated heat stable protein 1
Exons: 4
Coding region: 101-550 (149 amino acids)
Biological process (GO): regulation of mRNA stability
Cellular component (GO): cytoplasm
Molecular function (GO): mRNA 3'-UTR binding
Source: RefSeq, a predicted model, not a curated record
GCCUGGACACCCCGCCCCGCGGGCCUCGCCCCCUCCAGGGCUGGGUCCUAGCAGUCGGAACCCAGCGGCGCGCGGAGCGGGUUGGUUCCUCAGGUCAGCAAUGUCAUCUGAGCCUCCCCCACCAGCGCCUGCACAGCCCCCCACUCAUCAGCCUUUGGGGGGGCUGCUGGAAACCCCUCGGGACAGAGAGCGUUCCCCAUCCCCGCUGAGGGACAACGUGGUCCCAAGCCCCCUGCCCACUCGCCGGACAAGGACAUUUUCCGCGACGGUACGGGCUUCCCAGGGCCCUGUCUACAAAGGAGUCUGCAAGUGCUUCUGCCGGUCCAAAGGCCACGGCUUCAUCACCCCAGCUGAUGGUGGCCCUGAUAUCUUCCUGCACAUCUCAGAUGUGGAAGGGGAGUAUGUCCCUGUGGAAGGCGACGAGGUCACCUAUAAGAUGUGCUCCAUCCCACCCAAGAAUGAGAAGCUGCAGGCUGUGGAAGUAGUCAUAACCCACCUGGCACCAGGCACCAAACAUGAGACCUGGUCCGGGCAUGUCGUCAGCUCCUAGGAGGCCCGGGAGCACUUCUCCUCCUGGGCUUGUGGGAGACUUGGUGGGAGGAGGAGAUGGGGCCACAAUGAAGACGACGUUUUCCUGCACAAGAUGGGGCUUCAAGGGUGGGACAUGGGUCCCUUUCAAAUAUCCCCUGGAGGAAGGGGACCCAAGGGCCGGCAUGGGGUGCUCUCGGCCACCAGCACAGCCUCCACCAUCAUCUCAACAAGCUCUUGCCAUCUGAAAAGCAUUAAACGCAUUUGAAAAGGAGAGGCACUGCUAAUGGCUGAGUGGAGAGGUUCAGCCCCAGCCCAGUGGGUGGGAUGGAGGUGGUUUUUCCUCCACUGCCCAGAGCCCCUCAUCUCCCUUACUUUGAGUUAAGAGUCAAAAAUCCCCAGAUCUGUGUGGUUCAGUGGGUGACUUCCCCCAAGGUGAAUCCCUCCUAGUGCUCCCUGUCUUUGCUGGGGCCAAGGCAGAGCAGUUUGCUAGUUCUCUGUGUGGCUGGUUAAAGGGGAUCUCGCUUCCGGGGAUGGCAGACUUUUGGACUUUGCUUUUUGUCCCUUGCAGCAGGGCACCACCACCACCACCAUCACCUGUCUGGGAGAGUUCCUCUAGGACAGUGACAGCGAAUCUUAGAGCUUUUAGGGAUACAAACAGCUUGCUGUGGCCCGUGUGCCAUAGGUUCACCACCACUGCUGUAGGAGCUCCUGCCAGGGCCUGCAGUGCACUGGGCUGAACUUGGGCUUUUUCUCGUCUCCUAGUUGAGUGGUCUCAGCUCUGCAGCCACUGAAACUUUAUCAUUAAUGUGGGGCUGGGUGAGAAGAGGCCGUGGAGAGUGGGGAGUUUUAGAGAAAAAUUUGCUGAUGUCAUCCAGAAAAGAGUAAGUAGCUUCUUGAUCCCCAGGUAAAGUUAAAAAUUGGAGAAAUACACUUGUGGUAGUGGUGGUUUUCAAAACCAGUGUUAAGAAUUGCUUAUGGAUUUUUUGUUGUUUUUUAAUAAAGCUUGUUCUCCCAGAGCUAGCUGAUAGGCCAUUAGGAUUUCUUUUGUAGUGGUUUGGUUUGACUUGAGGUGUGACCUGAAAUUAGAAGUAGCUGGGUGAUAUGUUUUGAAGUAUGUGGCCUAAACCAGUUAAGGAUCAACUUGUCAGUGCAGGGGUCGAGCAGUGAAGUGGCUCUUGGGCCAUGAGGAUGGGAGGGUCAUUUUGAUGCAGCAGCACAGACAGCCUUAUCAAGUGUCUUAACUUUGGGUGUGUUUUGCCUGCCUGUUAAGGCUUUGAAAGGGGAUGGAAGGCAAAUGACUAGUGAAACUUUUAAAAUAAGCGUGUUGGUUGGGCGUGUGCAUAAAUUGCUCGUGUUCUUUGUUGCCUUACAGUGCCCCUUGCAGGAUACUUCCCUCCUGCUGUGCCCUCUGCAGGGUCUUUUUUUCUGCUGGGUCAAAGGUGGCCUCGGAUGGCUCCCCAGUGGCAUCUCUUCAGGGGCCUGUUGGGCAAAGACCACUUCUAAGCCACUUCUGCUAAGUGGACUGCAGGCUCACUGAGCCUGAGACUCUCCAGUUGUCUCUUCUCCCCAGGUGUCUAUGGCUUUGUCCCUGCCUUGGCAUCUGGUCACUGUGGUCUAGGGUGGCUCCUACACUAGUGCCCCAGCAGGCUGUGCCCCAUGGCUUGAGAGUUGCAUUCUGCUGUCAGUGACCUUUGGAUUUUUUUCAUUUGGCAGAGUCCUUUGUCAGCAGCUUUCUGGGUGACCACACUUUUUCAAUCCAUGAGCAUUCUAGAACUGCAGGAUGUGGGAGCUGAAAGAGACAGCCCACUGCUUUCACUGGGAGCCUCAAUUUAUGGAUGGGAAUGGGCACAGGAUGCUGGGGGAUGGAUCUGGGAAUAGAAAACAGGAUUCCCACAUUUAGAUCUUGUUUCCCAUCAGCCUUUUCAAUAAAGUUUGUUUUGUGUAA